AUGGAUUAUUCAAGGAAUUGUAUGCAGUAAUUGAUUCCUUUUGAUGAUUUUUAUCGAUUUACAAUCAAAUUUUAUCGGCAAGGUGAAUUCGAAUUCAGUCAUGUAUCUUACGUACUUGUGAAAUUAUCGUGUGGACUAGUUAAAAAAUAUGAAGUAUUUGGUAGUUUUGGGUCUAGUUGCCUUUGUUUUUGGACAAGAAGCAAGCGUACCAAAAUUAGAUGGCAGAAUUGUGGGCGGUGAAGCUACAAGUAUUGCAACUUAUCCAUACCAGAUAUCUCUACAGUUACUGAGUACCCAUAUUUGCGGCGGUGCCAUCAUAUCUAGCAGCUGGAUUAUUACAGCUGCGCACUGUGUCGUGAAUGCGCCAGUUCCCUCCUAUCUGUCCGUUCGUGCUGGGAGUUCCAUCCGCAACUCUGGCGGUCAAGUAUACUCAGUUGUGAAAGUGGUAAGUCAUCCGUCUUACGUGUCGACCAGUCACGACUACGACGUCGCCCUCCUCCAAGUCUCCUCCUCUAUUUCCACCACCAACGCCAACGUCAUCUCUUUGGCUGCUUCAGGAACUGGUCCAGCAGCGAACUUAACAGCCGUCGUAACCGGUUGGGGCGCUACUAGCGAAGGAGGUUCUGCGGCCACCACUCUUCAAGUGGUGCGGGUACCCGUCAUUAGUAGAACGGAUUGUGACACUGCAUAUCCUCUGCAACUCACCGACAGGAUGUUUUGCGCCGGUAUUUUGGGUGUUGGCGGCAAGGAUGCUUGCCAGGGAGAUUCUGGAGGACCGGUGGUGAUCGACGAGGUUCUUUAUGGACUUGUCUCGUGGGGGGAUGGUUGUGCUAGGGAUGAUGCUCCUGGGGUGUACACGAAUCUCCAAGUUCUCAGGGACUGGAUAUCCAUCAACAGUGGUGUAUAACCACUUUUGGGAUAGUAAAACACAAUCUCUUUGAUUUAUAAUUGUUUAGAAUAAAUUAUUUAGUGAUAUCAAUAAAUUAGUAACAUUACCGUCAUGUUUAAUUAUGAACGAAUUUUGAAAGUCAUCUACAUCACUAUAAUAGCUGUGAAACAUUUUUAACUUUAAUUAUAGCAUGUUAUUUA
Anoplophora glabripennis (Asian longhorned beetle) is the source of this 1089-nucleotide messenger RNA. Its product is annotated as trypsin-3. The coding region runs from base 149 to 907 and encodes 252 amino acids. Gene Ontology annotation, biological process: proteolysis. NCBI's taxonomy places the organism in Eukaryota, Metazoa, Arthropoda, Insecta, Coleoptera, Cerambycidae. Gene Ontology annotation, molecular function: serine-type endopeptidase activity. The record is from RefSeq and is a predicted model, not a curated record. The transcript has 3 exons.